Molecule: messenger RNA, 3444 nt
Organism: Chanos chanos (milkfish)
Lineage: Eukaryota; Metazoa; Chordata; Actinopteri; Gonorynchiformes; Chanidae
Gene: asap1a
Product: ArfGAP with SH3 domain, ankyrin repeat and PH domain 1a
Exons: 31
Coding region: 1-3444 (1147 amino acids)
Biological process (GO): positive regulation of GTPase activity
Cellular component (GO): cytoplasm
Molecular function (GO): protein binding; GTPase activator activity
Source: RefSeq, a predicted model, not a curated record
AUGAGGGCCUCAUCCUCGCGCUUAUCCAGUUUCUCUUCCAGAGAUUCUCUCUGGAGCCGGAUGCCGGAUCAGAUCUCGGUGUCCGAGUUUCUCGCGGAGACUACGGAGGAUUAUAACUCCCCAACGACGUCAAGCUUCACCACCCGUUUACAGAGCUGUCGGAACACGGUCAACGUCUUGGAAGAGGCUUUGGAUCAGGACCGAACAGCAUUACAGAAGGUGAAGAAAUCAGUCAAAGCAGUGUACAACUCAGGCCAAGAACAUGUCCAGAAUGAGGAGAACUAUGGCCAAGCACUGGACAAGUUUGGCAGUAAUUUCAUCAGCCGGGACAACUCCGAUUUGGGCACAGCCUUUGUCAAGUUCUCCGACCUCAUCAAGGAACUGGCUGCCCUACUCAAGAACCUGCUCCAGAGCCUCAGCCAUAACGUCAUCUUCACCCUGGACUCGCUGCUCAAAGGGGAUCUGAAGGGGGUGAAAGGGGAUAUUAAAAAGCCCUUUGACAAAGCAUGGAAAGACUACGAAGCCAAAUUCACUAAAAUCGAGAAGGAGAAACGAGAGCACGCUAAGCAGCACGGAAUGAUCCGGACUGAGAUCACUGGAGCGGAGAUUGCUGAGGAGAUGGAAAAAGAACGGCGGCUCUUUCAGCUUCAGAUGUGCGAGUAUCUGAUCAAAGUCAAUGAGAUCAAGACCAAGAAGGGAGUGGACCUUCUCCAGAACCUCAUAAAGUAUUACCAUGCACAGUGCAACUUUUUCCAAGAUGGCUUGAAAACUGCUGACAAAUUGAAGCAGUACAUUGAGAAGCUGGCAGCUGAUCUUUAUAAUAUAAAACAAACCCAGGAUGAGGAGAAGAAACAGCUAACUGCUCUCAGGGACCUUAUCAAGUCCUCCCUCCAGCUGGAUCAAAAAGAGUCUAGGAGAGAUUCUCAGAGCAAGCAGAGUGGCUAUAGUAUGCAUCAACUGCAGGGCAAUAAAGAGUUUGGCAGUGAGAAAAAGGGUUACCUUAUGAAGAAAAGCGACGGGCUCCGUAAGGUUUGGCAGAGGAGGAAAUGUUCUGUUAAGAAUGGCAUUCUCACCAUCUCUCAUGCUACAUCCAACAGGCAGCCCGUAAGGCUAAACCUGCUAACCUGCCAAGUGAAACCAGGAGAGGAUAAAAAAUGUUUCGACCUGAUCUCUCAUAAUCGCACCUAUCACUUCCAGGCAGAAGAUGAACAGGAGUUUGUGAUAUGGAUCUCAGUGCUGACUAACAGUAAGGAGGAGGCUCUGAACAUGGCCUUUCGUGGAGAACAGAGUGCGGGAGAUGACAGUCUGGAGGAUUUGACUAAAGCCAUCAUAGAGGACGUGCUGCGCAUGCCCGGGAACGAACUCUGCUGUGACUGUGGGGCACCAGAGCCUAAAUGGUUGUCCACUAACCUGGGUAUCCUGACCUGUAUAGAGUGCUCAGGCAUCCACAGGGAGAUGGGAGUCCAUAUUUCACGGAUUCAGUCCAUGGAACUCGACAAAUUAGGCACCUCUGAACUCUUGCUGGCCAAGAAUGUAGGAAAUAGUAGUUUUAAUGAAAUUUUGGAGGGGAAUCUACCAAGUCCUUCACCAAAACCGACACCCUCAAGUGAUAUGACGGAGAGGAAGGAGUACAUCAACGCCAAAUACGUGGAGCAUCGUUUUGCCCGCAGGACCGCCUGCACGGCGACGGCCAGGCAGGGCGAUCUGUAUGAGGCGGUGAGGACCCGCGACCUGAUGGCUCUGAUCCAGCUCUAUGCGGACGGAGUGGAGCUUCUGGAGCCUUUCCCAGAGGCAGGACAGGAUCCAGGAGAGACUGCUCUCCAUUUUGCCAUAAGAACAUCAGACCAGACCUCUCUGCACCUGGUUGACUUUCUCGUCCAAAACAGUGGGAAUCUAGACAGACAAACAGAAAGAGGGAACACAGCACUCCAUUACUGCUGCAUGUAUGACAAACCAGAGUGUCUCAAACUCCUGCUGAGGGGAAAGCCAGGCAUCGACUUAGUCAACCAGAAUGGAGAGACGGCAUUGGACAUUGCGAGGCGACUGAAGAACUCCCAGUGUGAGGAGCCACUGGUGGAGGCUGCAGCCGGGAAGUUUAACCCUCACGUUCACGUGGAGUACGAGUGGAACCUGCGUCUGGAGGAGAUCGAUGAGAGCGAUGACGAUCUGGACGACAAGCCAAGCCCGGUAAAGAAGGAGCGCUCUCCACGGCCUCAGAGCUUCUGUCACUCAUCCAGCGUGUCUCCCCAGGAGAAGCUGUCCCUGCCGGGCUAUUUGGGCCAUCGGGACAAACAGCGGCUCUCCUACGGGGCUUUCGCCAACCCCGUCUACAGCACCUCCACAGACACGCCUGCCUCUCCCAGUGCCGACGGCCCCACGCUGGCCAGCAAGAACGCAGGCAAAGCCCCCUCAACUGGCCCGCCCACUUCCCUGCCCUUGAGCUCCCAGGCCUGUGCAGGGGGGAGCUCCACCUUGUCGAAAAAGAGGGCUCCACCCCCACCGCCAGGACACAAGCGCACCCUGUCGGAUCCCCCAAGCCCUGUCCUCCAGGGCCCUCAAAGCAAAGGUAGGCAUCCUACAGGAAGUGAGUCUACACCUCCACCUGUGAACAGGACUUCUCCUGCAAAUAAGUUUGAAGGAAUUCAGCAGCAGCAAAGCACUACUUCUAGUAACACAAAAUCAACAUUUGGUCCAAGAGUUCUACCCAAACUACCUCAGAAGGUGGCACUAAGGAAGAUUGACACAGUCCACCUCCCCUCCGUUGACAAACCCAGCCUGUCCUCUGAGAUCCCCCAGAAACCCUCCCAAGCUGGAGAAACACCUACGGAACCUCCUCCGAAAGUGCCGCAGCCGGCAGAGCGACCUCAGCAGAGCGACCUUCCACCUAAACCACACGUGUCAGACCUGCCUCCUAAACCCCAACUGUCUGACCUGCCACCCAAACCACAGCUGUCAGAUUUACCCCCCAAACCCCAGCUGUCAGACCUGCCACCCAAACCUCAGCUUAAAGAUCUCCCACCCAAGCCGCAGCUCUCUGACAUCCCAUCCAAGCCUUCGGUGACGGCUCCAGAGGCCGCGCAGAAGCAGCCGGCCGCGGAGGAGGCGGUUACCAAGCCGCCGCUGACUGAAGCUCAGUCCUCCGGUCAGCAGGGGGAGCUCUCUCCAAGACAGUCCAGCGAAGACACUAAUGGUGCGCUGGCUGGCACCGUGGAGAUGCCGGUACCAUUGCCACGGAAGAUAAACACGGGGAAGAGCAAAGCCCGGCGAGUCAAAACCAUCUACGACUGCCAGGCCGAUAAUGACGAUGAGCUGACCUUUGCAGAGGGAGAGGUCAUCGUCGUCACAGGAGAGGAGGAUCAGGAGUGGUGGAUCGGGCAUAUAGAAGGGCAGCCUGAAAGAAAAGGGGUCUUUCCAAUGUCCUUUGUGCACAUUCUCUAUGACUGA